Haliotis rubra (blacklip abalone) is the source of this 2331-nucleotide messenger RNA. RefSeq lists its product as uncharacterized. The coding region runs from base 184 to 1017 and encodes 277 amino acids. The transcript is spliced from 3 exons. Lineage: Eukaryota; Metazoa; Mollusca; Gastropoda; Lepetellida; Haliotidae. The record is from RefSeq and is a predicted model, not a curated record.
AAGCAGCGUUGAGCAUUAUCAUAAAGCACAACCCAGCAGUCAUCUUUGUCUCUGUUCAUAUCGUCUACACCGGAUAACAUUAGCUGGACUAAAUUUGAGCACAUUCUUAACAAUUUUCCUUACCCAACAAAACGGAUUUCAUAAUUUCCAGUGCUCCCUGCCGUGACCGCUGUCCACUGUAAGAUGGGUGCUUGUUGUACAAAGACGCAGAAGCUGGACCUGACCCGCCUGGACCUGACCGAGGUGUUUUCGGACUAUAUCUGGAACAAGCUGUACCCAGAGGAUGUGGGCAAACUCAAGGCCGCCAUGACGCGGAGGAGCAAGUGCAAGAUUGAAAUCAGAUGGGAGUACCUUCAGAAGUCCAGUUCCACGGAGUGGCACGACCGUGCUCAAGACAUCGACACAGAACCUGAGGAGCCAGUAUGUAUGCACUUUGCCCACUACGAGAACAACACAGGCGAAGAACAGAAGUUCAGCUUCGGCGCUGAGCGGGAAACAGUGUCGUCUGCUACCUUUGAGUUCCUGGAGAGCUACACUGUGGGUAAAGAGGCAAGCAUUGAAAUCGGGAUUCCGGACUAUUUGAAAAUAGGCGCCGGCGUCAACGAAGAGGUUACUAUGGAAAAAAGCAACAGCAAAACGUUCGAAACUCGACUCCAGUGGAGUAUCAACUCCGACAUCAGUGUCAAUGUAGGUCAGAAAACCAAGGCCGAGAUGAAAAUUGUAGAAAAGAAAACACUGUCGGACUUUACCGUCGUCAGCAGGAUGAGUUACAACGACACCAAGGAGACCAACAGGCGGCGUCUACCAUACGUUAUCAGAGAUAAGGACGACAACGUUCUGUCUGUCGGCAGCAUUUUGAACCUCGAGGCGCCAUUCCGGGGCCGUCUGCCGGAAAAGUGCGAGAUGGUGACAUUCGAAGAUGGCGGACGGACCAUGGUCAUCCGGGUUUCUGGCACAUGCAAAAGCAUCACGUGGCAGGAACAGCACGUGAAGGUCGAGUCCGAGAAACUACCUUAGAACAGUACGGCUGUUGAUGUUGUCAAGGCGUCUUUGUAACGAAUCAAACUCCAUGGAUUUACAACAUCCCAAAUUCAAACGCUUGGUACAGACUCUACACAAUCAAAUAGUGCCAUAUUAUAUAUGUUGACGGAUGUCCUUGACCGUAAACAUUUGAAGGAAGGUCCAUCACUAGCUUUGCGAGAGCUAUACUCUCAUGUACUCUCAAGCUAUACUGUUCAUGUAUAAGGUCAAGAAUACUCCCACCGCAUACGCAGUAGUACUGGGUUUGGGUCAUGUAUCACUAUAACCUGUGUCCUAUAAGAUAGACCGAUCAGCCCUGUUCGACACAAUGAACUUCAGUUUCUAGGUCGCUUCGAUCUAGACGGAGAGAAACAUGGAGAUUCCUUCAAAGAGUAACUUCUACUUCAGCAUAAAUUCGACAUAAGUGUUAUCAAUACUACUUUCCUGGUAUCAAAUACCCUGCAAACAUAUCUAGAGAACUGCGCACGAAAAUCUCUACCACUUUUUUAAUGAGAUUUUUUAAAUUACUGAUGCAUGCAAUGUCUUUCAUCUCUGUGAGAGAGUUCUGUUUAUGGAACAAAUAUAUGCGUGGCUUUUAAUGCGUCCUUCAUAUCAUUGAAAUCAUUUUAUGGAAAACAUAAAUGUAUUCAGAUUGUUUGCAUAGACAUCGAGUUUGAUUGGGCUUCGCGUAAUUUGGUUAUUUGGCAGAUCUGUUCUCACAAAAGUUGUUUCAUGUGUUUCCAUGACUAUUCUUGCGUUGUGACGUGACGGAGACAGUUACGGGGGAAGCAGCUGAACCAGGUAAACGUCUUCAUAUAAAAGGUCAACACGAGACUGGAAAGGAGAUCUUAACACCAACAUUCGUGACCAUUCUUGUCAUUCCGAUAAAUGCCGAUUCCGGAAACACCCGAGUGCAAAAUCGCUGGGGAGACGAGGUCCAUGUUAUUCAGUUUCGUCGGUGGUUGCAAAACUUUUCAGCGAGACGCCCCAGAACAACUAAAGGCCCACAUCCGUGACGACUGUUGGAAUAAGCACCAGUGAAAGGUAAUCAACUGAUUAUCUGAAUCUUACUGCGACAUUCCCGUCACAUUAUUGGGGCAGUCUUUUAUAUUCCUUUGAUAUGGGCAGUAACAUCUAUUGUCGAACCGUGCUUUAUUUAAAUUCAUUGCUAGUGCCAAUGCAUGUGCUCAGAGUAAAUCAUGUGUGAUACUGUAUAUGCUGACUUUUGUAAAUAUGACAUUUUUUUUUGUAACGUAUGUUUAUAUUUCAUCAUGAAUGCUUUUGAAAUAAAUAUCUGAACAUUUAUAAAAA